Molecule: messenger RNA, 2237 nt
Organism: Glossina fuscipes
Lineage: Eukaryota; Metazoa; Arthropoda; Insecta; Diptera; Glossinidae
Gene: sowah
Product: ankyrin repeat domain-containing protein SOWAHC
Exons: 13
Coding region: 110-2089 (659 amino acids)
Molecular function (GO): protein binding
Source: RefSeq, a predicted model, not a curated record
UUAAGAGCUUAUGCAAAUUGUGAGUGAUUUUUUUAAACGGUCUGUGGAUAAAUUGUGUUUUAUAAGAUAAUUAAAAUAAUUAACAACUGAAAUAAAAAACUGAAAGAUAAUGGACGCGCCGUUAGAGUUGUCUUUGGCUGAGAUACGCAAAUAUAUGUUAUCAAAUGGCUGCAAAGUUACGAAUCAUGCACUUGUUAAACAUUUUAGAUGUUUCUUAACAAAUCCCGACACACAAAGCGAAGCACGCAAGGAGUUUAAAACCUACGUGAAUGUAUUAGCAACCAUUAAAACCGAGAACAAUCAAAAGUAUUUAACAUUGCGUAAAAAAUACCUGAACGAAUGUCCGUCUGAUGAUGUCGCACAAUGCGCGAUCUUAGCUGCUGCUAGUGAAUUAACACCCAGUAGUCCGGGAGCAACUUCUUUUACUUCUGAUAAUGAAGCUAGUCCACCAUUUCGUCAACCGCCUCCAUAUAAGCCACCACCCGAAGUUAAUUCACCUAUUAAAAUGUCGAUAGCUACUAGUGGUGGCACUGUGGAAACUGAAAUCAUUGAAAAUUUCCGAGAUUGUGUAGAUGAGUUCACUUCAGCCAUGGAUCGACUUGAUACUAAACGUCGGGAACGUCAACAGCCAGAAAGUCUAAAUAAAAACCGAAGUGAAAACCACAACUGUGUCGAAAAUAAUGGAAGUGUAGUUUCGAAUGAUUCAAUCAAUAAGGAAAACAUACCAAUUUUUUCGUUUUCUUCAGUGUCGAUCGAAAAAUUAACAGAAAAUACUAACAGUAAGUCUUCAGGCACCGAAGUAAAUACGGAAAACGCCAUUAGUGUUAAAGAGGCCACGCGAAAAUUUAAUCGCAUGGCCUCAGAAGAAGAAGCUAAAAUUAUAUCGCCAUCUUUUCAAAAGAAAAAAACGGAAAGGCAUUCGCUUCAAGAGAACGAGUUACCUGAAGUCACACUGGCUCACCCUAAAGCCAAAGAAUGGAUUGUUUCAAUGGCUAAAGACAAUUAUCAAGAAUUAGCCAAACUGACCAAGGAAUAUCCUGAACUCGUUAAACUGCAAGAUCCCUGUACUCAGGGUUAUUCUGCUUUACAUUGGGCCGCAAAACACGGUAAUGAGGAUGUGGUUAAGUUAAUUGCGGGUACACACAAAGCGGAUGUUAAUGGUAGAACUAACGGGGGCUACACACCUCUGCACAUAGCUAUGCAAUUCGAUCGAGCCAAUAUAUUUGCUUUAUUAUGUAACACUUACAAAGCCAACCGUGAUCUUUUAGAUUGGGCCGGUAAUAAAGCUUUGGAUUACAGCAAACAGCAAACUAGUGUUUCUGCUUCGACGUACAGCAGACAUGAAGAAAUCAAGGCAAAGAGAAAACCUACAGUCGAAAAAGAUUUGGGAUUUCUACGAAUUGGCUCUUUGAAUGUGCGAGUGAAGAAGACGACCGAAGCGUUCAGCAACUUCUUGGGUGUGGGCAAUGGCAAUGCAAUAUUGCAUACAACCAAUCAUCUUCCCCAACGCCAUCAGCGUCACCAUCACCACACUCAUCAUCUUCACGUUGGUUCGAUGCGCAAUUCGCAUCAUUUGCAUCCGAUGAUGAAAGCGAACAUGAAAAAAUCGGCAACGAUGAUGACUACGAAGACACCGUUAUCGUUCAGCAAUAAGCUAGGCUCGAGGGCCAGUGUUCCUAUUAAUUCCACGAAACAUGAUAUGUUACAUAAGUCCUGGGGGUCAGCUGAUAAUAUUACCCAAGCUAAUAGUACACAUGAUAUUGAUAAUAAAGAUGAGAAUCUAAUGCCACCACCUAAGGGCAUUAAGAAAAGCCAAAAAACCACAAAACUUUCAUCAUUAGCAUCCUCAACGACCACAAACUCGCCAAGAGAUUCAAUAUCAUCUACAUCAAGCACAAAUCUAAACUCAGGCUAUAGUAGUAUGCCCACCACCCCAAAUCAAUUACGAUCGUCUUUAGGUUUGGAUGGAGUGAGUGGUUUACCAGAUUCAGACUCCGAUUCCGCUUGUGGUUUUGACUCGAAUUGGUCUAUCGGUGGACGGCAAAAUUCCUCCAGCAGCAGUAAUUUCAAAUCCCCAAAGUUCCCAUAAAUAAUGCCCAAUAUUCUAAAAAAAAAAAAGGAAAAAUAAUCUGUUUAAAUUCCAAAAUCUGUGUCAGUAACGCAUUCUUAUAUUUUAAAAUAUAUGCUUUUUUCAAACUUGACCCAAGUAAUUCUUAAAUUAAAUCAACAAAAAUUUU